CGGACCCGUCCAAGCCGGCGCGUCAUCCAUCCAUCUCCGAGGCCAAGGGUCACUGCGUAUCACUAGUAUCUGCGUUCACUACCUCCAACCCCAUCUCGCAAUCCUGACCUCUUGGAAUCUAACAUCCCUCAUCAAGUUGUCCAUCAUGCCCGCCAUCGAAUUCGUAACAGAGUUGCCGGGUCAUGCCGGGCCCGCUUGGGCUGUCUCCUGGAACCCUUGUCGACCGAUUCUGGCAUCUUGCUCUAGCGACAAGACGGUCCGCCUGUAUGGAUAUAACGUCAAACAGUCUACCGACUCGGAGGGCGCCAAUGACAGGUUCGAAUUCCGGUUCCUCCAAGAGAUCCCCACCGCUCACAAGCGUACGAUUCGAUCGAUCGCAUGGUCACCUAACGGCAAAUCUCUGGCUACCGGUUCUUUCGAUUCAACCGUAGGAAUCUGGGAGGAAGUCGACGAAUACGAGGGGGUGGAGGGCGUCGAGCGGUAUCAGGAUGAUUCGGUCGAGAAAGAGUGGGAGUGUAUUACGACCUUGGAAGGACACGAGAGCGAAUGUAAAGGCGUGAGUUGGAGUUCGGAUGGGACACUCUUAGCAAGCUGUUCCAGAGACAAAAGUGUCUGGAUUUGGGAACUACAAGCGGACGGCGAUUUCGAAUGUAUCUCGGUCAUGAUGGAGCACACCCAAGAUGUCAAAUCGAUAGCUUGGCACCCUUCAGAAGAGAUCUUGGCUUCAGCAUCUUAUGACGCUUCCAUCUACCUGUUUGCCGAUGACCCCGAUUCGGACUGGUCGCCUUUUCAAAAGCUCAACCCGAGUCUGCCUGCUGCUCCCGCUUCGAUAUCGACGGAAGGCUCUACCUCUCUCUCGGCUGCCACGGUCGAAUCUACUCCAGACUUCGUGGUACCACCGUUGCAAGAGCCCGAGACUGUUUGGUCCCUAGCUUAUAGUCCUUGCGGACGAUAUCUGGCGAGUGGCGGUGAUAGUGGCGGGAUUCGGAUCUGGGAACGCAGUGGAAACGACAUUGACUCCAGGUGGAUUGAAAGAACACACGUCGAAGCUCAUCGGGCUCGAGCUUGCUUUGCCUUGUCCUGGAUAGCCGGCUCAGGUCCUGCUGACGGUGCGGAUGAGAUCAGUGUCGGCAGGCUUGUCAGUGUCGGCGGCGAUGGCCGUAUAUGUCUCUGGAAUGUGGCCAAGGGAGAAAUGCAGCAGGAUCAGACCUCGCAACCUAUUCAAAUGCAGCUCUUGACCCUUCGGGAACAGGCUCACACAAUCUAUGACAUCAACUCCGUAGCGGUGCUUCAGCGAAACGUAUCGCCCGGUGCCCGGCUGUUCGCCACAGCUGGCGAUGAUGGCGGCGUCAAGAUAUGGCGGAUAUCGGACAUGUAAAUUAGGCUAACCAAUACACGACCAGAAACAUAGAGAUACUUUUAUUCUGGCAAUUAGAGUAGUUUACUGUUUGAUACGGUACUGGGCUCGGCAUUAUCUAGGAUGCGGACAGGUUGUUGUAAAACCCUAAGAGAAAGGUAGAGAUGGAACCCUACGCUUCCUAAGUCUCCUAUUUGUUUACCGGGUGCGCUCGAAGCGAAUGGAUUUCACCGUCGUUAUCGAGCCUCUCGAAGUACGAAGCGCCGUCGCCUUCAGGGCAAGAAACAUGACAAAUGGACAAUACCAGCAGAC
Messenger RNA from Filobasidium floriforme, 1669 nucleotides. Its product is annotated as WD40-repeat-containing domain protein. Lineage: Eukaryota; Fungi; Basidiomycota; Tremellomycetes; Filobasidiales; Filobasidiaceae. The transcript is spliced from 5 exons. The coding region runs from base 146 to 1378 and encodes 410 amino acids. Gene Ontology annotation, cellular component: cytosolic [4Fe-4S] assembly targeting complex. Gene Ontology annotation, biological process: iron-sulfur cluster assembly. The record is from RefSeq and is a predicted model, not a curated record. Gene Ontology annotation, molecular function: protein binding.